Mollisia scopiformis is the source of this 1027-nucleotide messenger RNA. RefSeq lists its product as uncharacterized. NCBI's taxonomy places the organism in Eukaryota, Fungi, Ascomycota, Leotiomycetes, Helotiales, Mollisiaceae. The record is from RefSeq and is a predicted model, not a curated record. The coding region runs from base 294 to 995 and encodes 233 amino acids. The transcript has 3 exons.
CUCCGCCUUCAUAACUAACCAUGAGUACAGGUUUGAAAGUGGAAUAUGAUAUUCCAGUAUUGUUCCAGAUCUCGCGCGCGGAUUAUGUGUCUCGCCCCGCAGCCUAGGGGACCGUUUACUCAUAUAAGCCAGCCUCUUUCCUUUCGACUUACCUCCAGAAUUAACAACGAAAUUUGGCUUUCAUGAUCAUACCAGCACUUCUAUCUCUCCUCAAUCUAGUCUUUGAUUUCAUGAGAUUGUUCUCUCCAAGCCUGCGGCGCAACACACGAAGCUAUUCGAUAUCCUCGAUCAAAAUGGCCACCCGGACUGUUCUUAUUCUCGGCUCAGGCCCACGUAUCGGCGAUGCCGUUUCCGAAAAGUUCGCCGCAGAUGGAUAUAAUGUCGCUCUUGUCUCUAGGAAAGGAACAAACUUGAUCAAUGACAAAGGUUAUCUUUCUCUCCAGGCCGAUUUUGCCAAUACCGAACCCAGCCUCCUGGCUUCUAUCUUCGACAAAGUCAAGAGCGAGUUCAAGGUCGCUCCUAGUGUGGUCAUCUACAAUGCCGGAUCUAUCACUCCUCCUCCUGAUGCAGAUUCGGCCUUGUCUAUCCCGAGUGCUCGUGUUACCAACGAUUUAAACGUCAAUGUUGUCAGCCCAUACAUUGCGGCACAAGAAGCUAUCAAACACUGGGAAACUCUGCCCGCAGAAGGCAAGAAAUUGUUCAUCUACACAGGCAACAUUUGCAACGUCGCUGUGUUGCCUGUACCGCUGUUAUUGAACGGCGGUAUGGGAAAGGCGGCCACUGCUUACUGGCUUGGGGUUGCUGACGGGGCAUACACAGCCAAGGGUUGUCGAUUCAUUUACGCCGACCAGCGCCAAGCGGAUGGAAAGAUUGCAGGGCAGGCGGUUAGCGGGCCUGCGCAUGCCGAGUUCUAUACACAGUUGGCGGAGAGCGGUGCGAAUGAUGUCCCGUGGCAUGCGACGUUUGUCAAGGAUAAAGGAUAUGUCAAAUUCUAGGUCACGAUUGGCAUAUUAUCUAGCUACCAAUC